AUGCGCCGCUGCUACGGGCCCCGCACCGUCAUCACCCUCGAUGAGCUGCUGGCAGAAAGAAGAGCAGCGAGGAGCAGCAACAACAACAACAGCACCAGCACCAGCAGCAGCAGCAGCAGCAGCAGCAGCACAGAAGCAGACAUAAUAAUAACCCAGGUGGUGUGCCCAUUCAUCAACUGCUACUAUCAACCAGGAUGGGGCCUACCCACAGUCCUCCCCACUCUUGGAGGGGUCUCAUACGAAGCCCUCACUUUCACCGAUGCCAACCUGCCUCCAGACCACUCAAUCAGCAUCACAGAUAUCAAGAGAAUUGGGGAUUUGAUUUUCCCGUCGGCCGAUGUGAUUGCAAUGGGGGAUCUUGGGUCUUCGUUGUUCGAUGAGACUUUUCACAGGGAGAUUGACGUGCCGUUUUUUCGGCGCCCGGGCUGCCCGAAUAAACUGGCGAUUCAGCCCCACCCGGCGAUCUUCGAAGCUGCCAGCCGGUUUGUAUCAGAUGUGCUUUUAAAGGGGAUGAAUAGCAGUGCAGAGAGCAGCAGGGAAGGGGAGGAGCACGGCAGUAGUAUAGCAGCUGAGAGCACUCUACCAUCAGUACUUGCUGCUGCCAGUGGGGGUAGCACUAAUACCAGUACCAACAGUAGCAGUGAGACUGUGGGGAAGCAUCAUCGCUACAUGGCGAUUCACUGGCGGCGAAAGGACCUGGUUACCAGCUUUCAGGACUCAGGCUCCCAUCUCACCAUCAACCGCACCGCCAGAUGCAUUGCCGACCGCAUGGCCAAAUCCGGCAACCUCACCACCGUUUUCCUAGCCACUGACGCCGAACCUGCAGAGGUGGCGGAGUUAACCGGAGCUGUUUUGUCCCACAGGUUGGACCUGCGGCUGAUGCAGCUUCCGCCGAACCUGGACGCGCAGGCUUUGGCGCAGGUGCUGGUGCCGUACCGGUUUGAGCAUCCGGGGGUGGUGCGGGUGACGUUGGACAAGGCGGUGUGUGCGCUAGCAGACGUGUUUCUUGGGACGGCUGCGUCGUCUUUUAGUGAGGACAUUCAGCGAAUCCGGACUGGGUUGAGAGUGGCCACAUGUGAAGACCAGGUGUUAUGUGAAGAUGAGCUAUAG
Closterium sp. Yama58-4 is the source of this 1110-nucleotide messenger RNA. Lineage: Eukaryota; Viridiplantae; Streptophyta; Zygnematophyceae; Desmidiales; Closteriaceae. The record is from the annotation of a GenBank genome assembly.